Molecule: messenger RNA, 408 nt
Organism: Penicillium brasilianum
Lineage: Eukaryota; Fungi; Ascomycota; Eurotiomycetes; Eurotiales; Aspergillaceae
Source: the annotation of a GenBank genome assembly
CCGGGAGCAGCAAUGCGACCUGCGAGAGCCUGAAUCUAUGUGGUACUCUGGUGGCUGGCAAUGACUGAGGUGAUGCUUGUCUCAUCAUGGAGCCGGUUCCAGAAGCACUGCAACAGGCGACAGUGAAUCCUUCAGUCAAGGAGAAUUUCACCGACAAGAUAUGCUCUACCGUCCAGAAAGCAAAUCUUCAUUGCCCAGCGCACGCUCACAUUGCCCGUUCCAAGACCCUUAUACUUGAUCUGAAUAAGCCCAUGCUGCAUGCGGCCAACAGCACUGUGCAACGCGCGGGAACUCUACAACUGUAUGCUGAACAGAUUGAGGCACUUUAUGCAAGUGAAUAAUUGCCAACUCCGCCUGCUGGGGUAUUCACUCGUGAGUCUGUUGCUUCCGCCCCGCGGUCGAUAGUGG